UCUGCUUCUACUCCUAGAAAGUUUCACAAAACUUAACAUGAGCUCUUUUUAAUUUUAUACUUUUAGUUUUAACCACAGUAAUGUUCAACAUGUGGAAGUAACUGACGUCCACCACUGUCCACCGCUGGGUCAGAGCUGGCAGUGAUGCAGACUGAUGCUCAGGUCACCGGCAGUGUCCGUCUUCAGAUCCCUUCACAACCCAGUCCAGAGCCUGUCCUGCUGGACCCCGUCAGACCAGUCCUGGUCCCAGGUGUCAUCAGUCCUGAGCACAGGAUGGAGAGAAACGUCCAGCCUCAGACUCCACAGUCGCCCAGGAGCUGUGGUUCAGCAGGAGGUCCCUGUGGGAGCCUGGACAUGAGGGUGACCGCUAUUCUGCUGACUCUGGCUGGAGCUGUGAUCCUGCUGCUGCUCUACAGACUCUUACAGCUGAGACACAGGUUGAAGGUUGUGAGUGCGAGACACGCUCUGCAGUAUCACGGCUUCUACCGCACAGCCACGUACACGUUCAAACACCCGGCACCCACUCAGGACCUGCCACUCAAGAAUGGGACUGUCCGUGACGCUACUCUGCCGGUACAGACUGUCACCACCAUCACGCCCCUGCCUCCACCACCACCACCGGAACCUGGUCCACCUCCACCGCUGCUCCCCCCACCUCCACUUAGACCUCCACCCGCUCUCCCUGAGACACCUCCCCUCCUGCCACUGCCCCUCCCCCUGCCUGUGAUCCACACCACCCCGCCCAGUCCUCAUCUAUCGUGGGGGGCGUGUUCUGACGUAGACGUCUACUCUCGGAUCGGAACUUUCAGGGCGUCCAGGUUGUCCAGUCUCUCCAACCAGUCUAAAGUCAUCCUGUUUGAACACUCAUCCUUCUGAUGAUGAUGACGAUAUGCUCUGAAAACUGUAUGAACAGUGUAUAUUCAACGUUUAAAUAACAUCAGGGAUGUUCCAGGGUCCCAACAAAGAUAUAUUCAUUAUUUAAACUUUAUGAGCUUCCACAUUAAAGAAUGUUGUUAUUCCAGA
Molecule: messenger RNA, 1023 nt
Organism: Solea senegalensis (Senegalese sole)
Lineage: Eukaryota; Metazoa; Chordata; Actinopteri; Pleuronectiformes; Soleidae
Product: serine/threonine-protein kinase WNK2
Exons: 2
Coding region: 145-876 (243 amino acids)
Source: RefSeq, a predicted model, not a curated record